CAACGCAUGCGCAGUUCAUGGAUUGACGUUUUAACGUGGCGGAGGGCUGGGCCAAGAAUCUGCCGAAUAAUAACGAUUUUCGAAAGAAAUACUGCAUCGAAAUUGUAUAUUUUUUAGCUUUCCGACGUUUAAGGUUGUGAUAGAAACACAUCAUGUCUUCUUCGGGAGACUUUGGGAACCCUUUGAGGAAAUUCAAGCUAGUUUUUCUCGGAGAACAGAGUGUGGGCAAGACGUCACUUAUCACAAGAUUUAUGUACGAUAGCUUCGACAACACAUACCAGGCAACGAUCGGCAUAGAUUUCUUGUCCAAGACCAUGUACCUUGAGGACCGGACGGUCCGACUGCAGCUGUGGGACACGGCGGGCCAGGAGCGAUUCCGCAGUCUCAUACCCAGCUAUAUUAGAGACUCAACGGUAGCAGUGGUAGUCUAUGAUAUAACAAAUGCUAAUUCAUUUCACCAGACGUCCAAGUGGAUCGACGAUGUUCGGACGGAGAGAGGGAGCGACGUGAUCAUCAUGCUCGUCGGAAAUAAAACAGAUCUGGGUGACAAGAGGCAAGUGUCGAGAGAUGAAGGGGAAAGGAAAGCCAACGAGCUGAAUGUAUUGUUUAUUGAAACCAGCGCCAAGGCAGGAUACAACGUCAAACAGCUUUUCCGUCGAGUAGCAGCAGCCCUACCCGGAAUGGAGACCACAGAACCCAAAAACACCGGCGACAUGAUUGAAGUCAAACUAGAAAAGAACACACCACAGGACCCCCAACAGCAAGAAGGUGGAUGUGCAUGCUGAUGAAUCCAUCUAACAGCUAUUCCCAUUGGCCACCUUGUGACAAAGCUGAGCUCUCAUUGGCUUACAACAAACAAAAAAGUCGGCAUCAUGUAACAGACUCUCUGAUAGGUUGUCAAACAACCACCACUGGGACACUGCUUUGUAACACUCUAUCUGAUUGAGUGCUGAUAUGUAUGAGUAUGAAUAAUUCCGAAGAAAAAUGCACCAAACGUGAAAACUAGUCAUGAAGCACCAACAGGACAAUGCAGGAAAAAAAGGAUUAGUUGGAAAAUACAUGUACACAAUUAUAUAUAGUUCUGUUGGCUUUGGUGUCCUUUUGAAUGGUCAUCGUGUGCCAGUGCAUACAUUUGAGACUUCUCAAUUUUCGUGCCUGUCUCGUGUAAACUUUGCCAGCAUCUGGCAUUCCUUGUUUUUCUAUGAAUGCAAAGGCAAUGUAGGUUCUUGUCAAUCAAAAGUCAUUUAGUUUGCUAAUGAGCUGCCGACAACACGUCACGGCAGUCGUUAAUCUAAGAGGUAUUCGUUCUGGCACUCUUUUGAUUUUAUCGAGUUGUGUCGACUCAAUGAAUUCCUUUUUUUUUCUGUAGCCUUGCUUGACUGUAUGCACCGUGGAUACAUUGCUAUGCUUUUUUAUGGCGUAAUUUCAGUUGUUUUUUUUUUUAGUUCCAAGUGUACAUGUAGUUGCCACUGUCCAUUCCAGUAGUUUUUCAGCGUACAUUGUUUGUAGAUUUUGUUCCACUUGUUUUGUUACAUGCGGCCGAAUGUUACUGAUUUAUUGUGUCGUUUCUGUGGGGAAGAAAUCCUUCGCUACCCUCGUCAGUCCUUUGUUGUCUAGGUUUGGUAUUGUUUUAGAGAAAAGUUGUGAGCACAAAUAUAAGGACUUGGAGAUUUUUCCGGAUAUGCCUACAUGCAAAUGGCAACUGAAAAUGUCUGCCAUUUACAUAUUGCUGAGGGUGAAACUUUUGACACUGUUGACUUGCCGCGGUUGGAAAGAAGAUUGUUAUCAAGUUAGCAGAGCAGGCAGUCGGUCCUAUGGGGAAUAGUCCUGGUUUUAAACUGGCUUGCGGCAAGGCUUACAUGUAUGUAACAACUAGACCAGUGUUGGAGCUAGUAAUAAUAUUAUUGUUAUGAUGAUGUCGCAGUGCUGGCCAGUGAAGUCAGUUUUGUUAAUAAAUUGAUGUGCGUAUGUAGGUAUGAUGGCACAUUCCCUGAAGUUUAUGUUCGGAGAAUUGUUCGCUUGUCCUUUCAAACUCAAAAACACGUUGCCGGAAAACUGUAGAAGGAAUCUUGGGCCCAUCAUUGGUGUUGGCAACUGAAAGAAGAGAAUAUGAUUUGAACUGCUUCGUCAAAACUUUGUAGGUUUUACAGUUUACUGUACACAAAUUGGGCUUUGUAGUGAUCUUUAAACAGAAGCAAACUCUGUUUCUCUCUGCCAACGUUAGUUCACUGUUUUUGCUCCAGACCUUACAUACCUUUUGUGUGUGUCCCGGUUCUUGCAGUGAAAGGAUAACUUGAAUUAUUGGUCUUGGAUUCCAUUCAUAUUCCAUCACAGCCUAUGCAUUGUUAAAAAUUGUACAGUAUACAGAGUGACUUCUUAAAUUAUUAUGGAUAAUGCAUGUAGCUGACGACAUUGCUACAACACUGCGUAGUGUGUGGGUGCAGUUAGAUGCGGGUUUAUCUCUUUGAAAUGCUGGAAGAUUUUGUGAUGAGGUCUUGAGGUAAAUAGGAGGGGCUUUUCUGAAAGGUUUUCGUGGUAGACUAGGUCAGAUGCCAACAUUUUGUGAUGCCCACCCACAGUACCGCCGAAGUGGUCGGUUCGCCACAUAUGCGAUGGUUCAAAUUUGUAACAAAAAAAAAAAUUCUGUGAUUUGUGUACAGUUCAGUGUGAUGGUUUCCCCUUACUGAUGACGCAACCCUGCCCAGCUGGAGAUAGCAAGACCCAGGAGUUUUUUUGUUUUUUUUUAAUUUGUUUUGUAAGUUUUGGUUUUGUAAGUCUGGUUUGUUAGAUUCUGUUCAGUUUCUGUUACAGCGCUGUCUUUGUAACUCCCAGAACUUGCUUUUCACAUUUGUAUAUUUCCAUUCUAGGCUUUGGUAAGGGUUGGCUAUACAUACAUGUAUCAAGAGAGAUGUUGCAUUGUUUGCAAUACAUAUAUUUGUAAGAACAAAACAAUUUGAAAUUCCAAAACAUCAAAAAACAUAUAUAUAAACAUCACUGGCGACAUUGUCAAAGAUUUUAUUUUCUUGAAACAAGUUUAGUCUCUUGUUACUGACUGUACCCCUUCAAUCCAGAAGUAGAUAAAUUUAACCCAAGAAGAGAUUUUAAAAGAUCCUGAAAAUCCCAUGGAUUCCUUCUCUAAUUGGGCAUUACAUCAGUUACAGAAUAAUUGAAGGUUUGCAUUUUGGGGGAAAAUGAAGACUAAAAACUUUUUAAAUUGAUCUGUUGGUUGAUUAGAGUAAAACUGCGAUGUUGCAUACCAGUAAGCUGCCCAAGUAUAAGCCCAGCGUGGCAGCAAAGAGCGACGUAAUAAAACUUUGAAAAUA
Molecule: messenger RNA, 3323 nt
Organism: Acanthaster planci (crown-of-thorns starfish)
Lineage: Eukaryota; Metazoa; Echinodermata; Asteroidea; Valvatida; Acanthasteridae
Product: ras-related protein Rab-6A
Molecular function (GO): GTP binding; GTPase activity
Source: RefSeq, a predicted model, not a curated record